Symbiodinium sp. CCMP2592 is the source of this 4455-nucleotide messenger RNA. The record is from the annotation of a GenBank genome assembly. Lineage: Eukaryota; Dinophyceae; Suessiales; Symbiodiniaceae.
AUGCAAGCAGAGGCCGAGCGGCUUUUCAAAGAGGAGGAAGCGAGAGUGGCGAAAGAGGCAGCUUUCGCAGAGGAGGCUGCAAGGCAAGCAGAGGCCGAGCGGCUGCGCAAGGAGGAGGAAGAGAGAGUGGCAAAGGAGACAGCUUUGGCAGAGGAGGCUGCAAGGCAAGCCGAGGCCGAGCGGCUGCGCAAGGCGGAGGAAGCGAGACUGGCAAAGGAGAAGGCGUUGGCCGAAGAGGCCGCGAGGCAAGCAGAGGCCGAGCGGCUGCGCAAUGAGGAGGAAGAGAGAGUGGCAAAGGAGACAGCUUUGGCAGAGGAGGCCACGCGGCAAGCAGAGGCCGAGCGGCUGCGCAAGGCGGAGGAAGAGAGAGUGGCAAAGGAGAAGGCGUUGGCCGAAGAGGCCGCGAAGCAAGCAGAGGCCGAGCGGAUGGCAGCAGAGCGUGCUGCCGCGAAAGAGGCCGCGCAAGCAGCCACUCAGCAUAUUCUACAAUUGGCAUCAGCAAAUGCUCGUGCACAUCUCCUAGCUGAAGCGGCCCGAGCCGCAGAAGCCGCACGCCGUGAGGAGGAGCAGAGAAGGGCAGCCGAGCGCAACUUGGCAAGAGAAGCUGCACAUAGCUCUUGCAGCCAAGUCGUGGAAGUCGCCAGACAGGCAGCAGACAAGCGCUUGCAGACCGAGGCGGAAGCAUCUCGCCAGCGCGAGGCUGAACGCUUGGCCAGAGAAGAAGCUUUGGCAGCAGAAGCAGCACGCAAAGCAGAAGCCGAGAGGCAUGCAGCCGAGCGCGCUGUGGCCGCGGAAGCAUCGCAGAUUGCUUGUGAGCGAAUCCUGGAUGUGAGUCUGUCCAAUGCCUCUGCGCAUCUGCGUGCAGAAGCCGCGGCAGCUGCGGAGGUUGCACGGCAAGUGGAGGAAGAGAGAGUGGCGAAGGAGGCAGCUUUGGCAGAGGAGGCUGCAAGGCAAGCAGAGGCCGAGCGGCUGCGCAAGGAGGAGGAAGAGAGAGUGGCAAAGGAGACAGCUUUGGCAGAGGAGGCCACGAGGCAAGCAGAGGCCGAGCGGCUGCGCAAGGCGGAGGAAGAGAGAGUGGCAAAGGAGAAGGCGUUGGCCGAAGGGGCCGCGAAGCAAGCAGAGGCCGAGCGGAUGGCAGCAGAGCGUGCUGCCGCGAAAGAGGCCGCGCAAGCAGCCACUCAGCAUAUUCUACAAUUGGCAUCAGCAAAUGCUCGUGCACAUCUCCUAGCUGAAGCGGCCCGCACCGCAGAAGCCGCACGCCGUGAGGAGGAGCAGAGAAGGGCAGCCGAGCGCAACUUGGCAAGAGAAGCUGCACAUAGCUCUUGCAGCCAAGUCGUGGAAGUCGCCAGACAGGCAGCAGACAAGCGCUUGCAGACCGAGGCGGAAGCAUCUCGCCAGCGCGAGGCUGAACGCUUGGCCAGAGAAGCAGCUUUGGCAGCAGAAGCAGCACGCAAAGCAGAAGCCGAGAGGCAUGCAGCCGAGCGCGCUAUGGCCGCUGAAGCAUCGCGCAUUGCUUGUGAGCGGAUCCUGGAUGUGAGUCUGUCCAAUGCCUCUGUGCAUCUGCGAGCGGAAGCCGCGGCAGCUGCGGAGGUUGCACGGCAAGCGGAGGAAGAGAGAGUGGCGAAGGAGGCAGCUUUGGCAGAGGAGGCUGCAAGGCAAGCAGAGGCCGAGCGGCUGCGCAAGGAGGAGGAGGCAGAGAGAGUGGCAAAGGAGACAGCUUUGGCAGAGGAGGCCACGCGGCAAGCAGAGGCCGAGCGGCUGCGCAGGGCGGAUGAAGAGAGGCUGGCAAAGGAGAAGGCGUUGGCCGAAGGGGCCGCGAGGCAAGCAGAGGCCGAGCGGAUGGCAGCAGAGUGUGCUGCCGCGAAAGAGGCCGCGCAAGCAGCCACUCAGCACAUUCUACAUUUGGCAUCAGCAAAUGCUCGUGCACAUCUCCAAGCUGAUGCGGCCCGAGCCGCAGAAGCCGCACGCCGCGAGGAGGAGCAGAGAAGGGAAGCCGAGCGCAACUUGGCAAGAGAAGCUGCUAAUAGCUCUUGCAGCCAAGUCGUGGAAGUCGCCAGACAGGCAGCAGACAAGCGCUUGCAGACCGAGGCGGAAGCAUCUCGCCAGCGCGAGGCUGAACGCUUGGCCAGAGAAGCAGCUUUGGCAGCAGAAGCAGCACGCAAAGCAGAAGCCGAGAGGCAUGCAGCCGAGCGCGCUAUGGCCGCUGAAGCAUCGCGCAUUGCUUGUGAGCGGAUCCUGGAUGUGAGUCUGUCCAAUGCCUCUGUGCAUCUGCGAGCGGAAGCCGCGGCAGCUGCGGAGGUUGCACGGCAAGUGGAGGAAGAGAGAGUGGCAGAGGAGAAGGCUUUGGCCGAAGAGGCUGCGAAGCAAGCAGUGGCCGAGCGGCUGCGCAAGGAGGAGGAAGACAGAGUUGCACAGGAGAAAGCUUUGGCAGAGGAGGCCGCGAGGCAAGCAGAGGCCUUGCGGCUGCGCAAGGAGGAAGAGAGAGUGGCACGCGAAAAAGCUGAGGCGGCGAGGCAAGCAGAGGCCCAGCAGCUGCAAGAGACGGUGUUGUACGAGGUCGCGAAAGCAGCUGCAGCCGAACUCUUCGAAGUCACCACUAAGAGAUCGAAGGAAGCAGCACAACAAGCGGCGAGAGAAGCAGAAGAAGCUGCAAGACAGAAGGCCAAUCGUCUUCGCGAAGAGGAAGAAAAGAGAGCAGCCUGCGAGAAAGCUGAGGCUGCAAGGCAAGCAGAGGCCGAGCGGCUGCGAAAAGAGGAGGAAGACAGAGUGGCGAAGGAGACAGCUUUGGCAGAGGAGGCUGCAAGGCAAGCAGAGGCCGAGCGGCUGCGAAAGCAGGAGGAAGAUAGAGUGGCGAAGGAGACAGCUUUGGCAGAGGAGGCUGCAAGGCAAGCAGAGGCCGAGCGGCUGCGCAAGCAGGAGGAAGAGAGAGUGGCAAAGGAGACAGCUUUGGCAGAGGAGACUGCAAGGCAAGUGGAGGCCGAGCGGCUGCGCAAGGAGGAGGAAGAGAGAGUGGCAAAGGAGACAGCUUUGGCGCAGGAGGCCACGAGGCAAGCAGAGGCCGAGCGGCUGCACAAGGCGGAGGAAGAGAGGCUGGCAAAGGAGAAGGCGUUGGCCGAAGAGGCCGCGAGGCAAGCAGAGGCCGAGCGGAUGGCAGCAGAGCGUGCUGCCGCGAAAGAGGCCGCGCAAGCAGCCACUCAGCACAUUCUACAUUUGGCAUCAGCAAAUGCUCGUGCACAUCUCCAAGCUGAUGCGGCCCGAGCCGCAGAAGCCGCACGCCGUGAGGAGGAGCAGAGAAGGGAAGCCGAGCGCAACUUGGCAAGAGAAGCUGCUAAUAGCUCUUGCAGCCAAGUCGUGGAAGUCGCCAGACAGGCAGCAGACAAGCGCUUGCAGACCGAGGCGGAAGCAUCUCGCCAGCGCGAGGCUGAACGCUUGGCCAGAGAAGCAGCUUUGGCAGCAGAAGCAGCACGCAAAGCAGAAGCCGAGAGGCAUGCAGCCGAGCGCGCUGUGGCCGCUGAAGCAUCGCACAUUGCUUGUGAGCGGAUCCUGGAUGUGAGUCUGUCCAAUGCCUCUGUGCAUCUGCGAGCAGAAGCCGCGGCAGCUGCAGAAGUUGAACGCCAAGUGGAGGAAGAGAGAGUGGCAAAGGAGAAGGCUUUGGCCGAAGAGGCCGCGAAGCAAGCAGAGGCCGAGCGGCUGCGCAAGGAGGAGGAAGACAGAGUUGCACAGGAGACAGCUUUGGCAGAGGAGGCCACGAGGCAAGCAGAGGCCGAGCGGCUGCGCAAUGAGGAGGAAGCGAGAGUGGCAAAGGAGAAGGCCUUGGCAGAACAAGCUGCCCGUCAAAAGGAGGACGUUACGAGCCGUAUCGGUCUGGCGAAGCAGGAGGAGCUUAAGGAUGCAAGCCUGGACACGACGGAUUUGGCGGCCGAUGAGGCUCUCCAAAAGGCGCCCUUGGACCUGACCCUCACAGGCACCACGAUGGACGCCACCUUGCCGGGGGUGCUAGAGCUCGAUACGGCCGAAAUCCGGGAGGUGGACCUUUCCGGCCCAGAAACGCCCAGCGACAAGCUCCGAAAAGCAGUGGAAGCCGGCUCGGCCGGUGAGCUGGCCUCGGCGAUCAAGUCUGCCUUGGCUGCAGAGGUCGAGGCCGAGGAGGUGUGGUAUGCCCAGGUAGUGCAGAGACGUCGCUCCAUCGUUGAGAAGCUGCAGCGUGCGUUGCACAGCGCCGACGACCCGCUGGCGAGCAGAGUCGCAGGGGAGACCGUGCUGCUCGAAGUGAUGAGAACAUCUGCAGCCUGGAAGUCCCAGGAUCUCGCGAAGGCGUGGCGAGAAAUCGAGACCUGGCAGACCAGCAUGCUCAAGGGCCUCCUCAACAAGGCCAGUAUCUCGCCCAAGGAUGCUCUGAAGGAGCUUCAGCAAGCUCUGAAGGCCAUCCGGAAGGAUCCUCUGUCGAGCGGCUAA